Dermacentor andersoni is the source of this 9422-nucleotide messenger RNA. NCBI's taxonomy places the organism in Eukaryota, Metazoa, Arthropoda, Arachnida, Ixodida, Ixodidae. The record is from RefSeq and is a predicted model, not a curated record.
UGGAGAGCACUUCGCCGAGAGUUCCCGAAUGCGCUUUACGUUGUACGGAAGCAUGUUUUUGAGCAUGUGAUGCGGUAAAUUGUAUUUAUUGCGCUGCUUAGUACAGUUGCAUACUUUCAUUUACCGCACGUAAUACUUAUUAGACAGAAUGAUCCUAAAUCAACUAGUGUACGUGCUGAGAAGGCCACUGCGGCCCAGCAAUCGCAAGCGAUCUGAUAUAGUCACCAUCAAGUCCAUUGCCGCUAACAUCGCUACCCGUCAGCUUUUCAAAGAAAGAAGCCUCUGUGUUCGCGAUUUCGCCUGUGAGAAGUUUGAAUGCAGUGUAGUAGGCGAGUUCUGGAAGCGCUUAGCUGCCGAAGUGAACGAGCGGCUUGUUCUGCUCGGCGAAAUCUUAGCGAAGCAGUGUAACUUUUAUGUUGCUCACCGCAUGCGGCGAGGUAGUCAAAUAUGGAACCUCUACAGUCGUCUGUAUACGGAGAAGACGCUUAAAGCUCUAGUAUCCAAGUUUCUCGACAGACUCCGAAGCAGGUCGCAGAAGCCCAUUGCCUUCCUGCUAAGUGCGGCUCUCUUCAAAUGGGAACACGAGCGGAUCACAGACAACGAGGUGAAAGGGUGCAUAGACGAGUUUGAGAUCCUUUCUCAGAAGUGUGGCAAUACAAAUGGCAACUUCAGCGAGCCAACUCUGCAGCCGGAGAUAUUCAAAGCACAUUUGGCAGAAGAAGGCUGGGAACCCGUUGUUGAGAAUAGCAAGAUGUUCCUGUGGAGGCGUUGGAUGCCAGAAACGUCUGGCUAUGAGUAUAAAGUGUUCGGGACGUUCAACGACAUCCCAGCCCGGGCAUUCUUUAGUGUCCAGACAGACACAGAGUACCGCAAGCGAUGGGACAAACUUGUGAUCAAGCUUGACAUCAUCGACCGGGAUACAAGAGGCGGUUGCGAAGUAGUUCACUGGGUCAUGCAGUACCCUUUUCCCAUGUACAAGCGGGACUAUGUGUACAUAAGAAGAGCAUUUGUUGAUGACCAACGUAAAGUGAUGGUGCUCAUGUCACGCUCAACAGAUCACCCAGCUUGCCCUCCUAUCAAUGAGUGCGUCCGAGUGACCAAGUACACGUCACACAUGGUGAUCAGACCUCACCGAAGCAUAGAUGAGGAUGGUUUUGACUUCCUGCUGUCAUACUAUGACGACCCGCGAUCCUCGUUUCCGGGGCCGAUCUACAGCUGGAUGGCAGCCUCAGGCGUGCCAGACUUCAUUGAGAAGCUGCAUUGCGCAGCCAAGGACUUGCACCUCAAGAGCACAAAGGCACCACAGCCAAAUCUUAGUGGCCAGAGCUCAUCAGUUCAGUGUGCCUAUGCUUGAGGAGGUCAUCUCUCUCAAGGGCUGGUCUCUUUACAUGGUGUUGUGCACCUCCUUCAACAUUGCUUGCAGUGUGUCAAUUUAAGGUAUUCACAGGUGGGCUCAGCAGUAUGAGAUUGCAAGUAACAUUUUUGCUGUUAUGACAUGGGCACAGCCAAAAUUUUGUGAAGCUGCACACUGGAUCUGACUGGCUAAGCUGUUAUAACUGCUUGGUGUACACAUUUGCCCAGUAAGUGCUCUGCACACUGUGUGUUUCCACAAAGAAACGCCGUUCAUUAGUCUGCCAGUGUAAGUUACAAAGUGUGUAUGUGGGAUCUUAUUUGUAGAUUGAAAGUGUGAUUUACUGAGCAGAAACUGAAUUAGGCCUUGUGACGUGAUAUCAUGAACUAACACAGUGGUACAGGAAAUAAUUUUUGACUGCCAUGGACAGUUUAUUCUUGCUGAGGUUUCUGGGCCUGCAAAAAAAACUUGCUCUCAUCUAGUUAAGUGGUGAUUGACGUUGUAGACCUGUCAACAAGCCAAGGCAAACUGCUGCAUGAACCUAGCCAUUUGGUGCUGAGGCACUGCUGUGAAAACUAUCUGUCUAGACAUAGCAAUGCGCAAUAAUUUUACAAUUGCAGCAUUUGUUCCACUGGCAGAAAACUGAAGUAUCAUGUGUAUAGCCUUCACAUUUUGUAGAAAUGUUUCACAUAUUUGAAGCCUUGCCUCAUUUGGGAGGUUGUUCUACUUUUUUCCCAAACAGUGUUUGUUUUUUUACAACCCCGCCCCCCAAACCCAUGAUAUAGUUACAUAUAAGCAGCACCAGUAAUAUGAUAUCUCAAAUGCCAGCGGUAUGAAAAGCUGUUUUGUGAAAAUGUCAUAGUGUGUGUUGUGCAUUUGGCCUAAGCUGACAUAGAUGUGUUCAUGAAUAGCCAUUACAAGCCAAGGAAAUCAAAUAGGAAUUAGCAAGACACUAGGACACACAUAAACUAGCAAUAGGUACAUCAGCAUGUCUGGAAAAAGGUUCUAAAAUCUUAGGUUAUAUGAAAGUGCGCGCAAGGAAUUUUGAAAAGAGUUGUGCACAGCUAAAAUAUCACAGCCAAGUGCAAUGGUUUGCCAUAAAGCCAGAAACAAGAAGUAGCUUACAGUGAUUUAGUAUGUGCAUAGUAGUUGCAGGUGGGAGGAAAAUCCUUCUAGCCAUUUUGUAGAUAGUUACUGUAACUAACUGGUGGUACCGAUUAUUGGGUGAGUUGGUUUGACAUAGUGCUAAUUUUUCUAGCACUGUUGGGAUAGGGACAGCAAGGGAGAUGAAACAGCAAUAGAAUGUUAACUAGAAACUGUUACCAAGAUGAUGAGUGGACCUUUGACAUGCUGUGCGCUCCUUUAGAGCAAACAUAAAAGGGACCCAGGAAAUCUGUUCAUCUUAUUUAAAGUUCUGCUAAAUAAAAAGUGCACUAAAUCUGUCGGAAAGUAAAACAAAAAUCCUUGAACUGUUCAGCUUAUCAGGGAGCUUGUUUAAGGAGAAUCUGUUGUAUCUCAGCAGCUUUUUUUGAUACAUGGUUCCAUUGCAAAUCCCAUGUCGCAGAAAAGCAGCAUAGAUGUUAUGCAGUCAGAUUUUGUCAGUCAGCUCUGCAAAAAUGCUUUUUCUUAUCAUUGACCUACGUAUUUUAGAUGUAAAUUCAUGCUAUAACCAUGAGCCCGAACUAGUGCCAAUAACCUACUGAUUAUAUUAGUCGUGGUUGCAGUUUAUUCGAGAUGCAGAAAAUUUAAAAUUGUAAAUAAAACUUAAUAAUUCCCCCUACCACUUGCUUCACAGAAAGCAACCGGGACAGACCCUUCCUGUGUAAGAUGCCAUAAAAGUCAAAAUAUAGGUCCACAUGGAAUAUAGGUCGACCCCUGACCUUGAGGUUAAUAAAAUUUUUAGAAGUUAUUCAAUCAAUACACCCAUUCAUCGUCAGAAAUGAAAGCCACACGUAAACUGUGAGGAUUCUCAUCCAGGGACAGCUGCUGGUCACUUAUGACAUUCCACAGCCCAGCACUGGUGAUGUCCAAGACAUUUGUUAUGUAGGGCUAGGCGUGUGCACCACUGUCAUCAGGCUAUGCGCGGCACGCACUAGGCACCUGAGGUGCACGCCAGCAAUGACUGCACUUGACUGUAGGCAUCCUCGCGUGGUUGCCAGGCAUCUUCCGUCAAUUGCAGCUUCAUGUCUUUUGUGCUAUUUUCAUGCAGUAUGGUGACCGACGAGACUUCUCUUCUGCACCGUCAAUUUGUCCCAGUGGACAAACGUUCUCGCACAGAAUGCGUGCAAAUAAAUUCCACCAUAUGGUUUCUUCAAGUUGAGCAUGAACGUUUUAGUGGCCAUGUAAUUAAGUUUUCAGUGAAAGUCAACAGUUGCACGCACCAUGGUUCACCGUUUCACAACCAAACAGUGCAGUGCUGACAUGCUUUUGUUUGCAGCUGUGAAUUCUAUCACAUUUUCAAGCAGCACUAAAGUCAAGCUGAGACCUGCUAAUUUUGCGCCCCGAGACAGUAGUAGCACAUGUUCACACAAUGUUUGCGAAGUUUCCACGAACUUAGCAGCAGCAACAACAAAAUUGUGGACACUUUCUCCGUUUUUUUUUUUUUUUUUUUUUUUUGUUAUCCCAUAGUUGCCAGACGAGAAGUGGAAUUGUGUCAGACUGCAGUCUAAGAAGAAGGGGCACUUUUUCAAAAUAUUUUUGGGAAAGAACUCUACCUAUAUUCCAGUUUUUAUGGUGGCCAACCAUUAUUAAGGUCUGGAAUAUUGUGUUGGUUAAGACCUGACUUGUCUUUUUGCACCCUUCUUUAAAAGUUUUAGUUCUGGCAUGAGAAUGAUUAGUUAUUUUGCCUUGCACAAAAACACACCUCUACAAUCUAUGACUUGAACAUCCAUCUCUGAUCUAUGUAAGGGAUUACAACUCUGUAUGCUGCUUAUUAUGCCCCCAGCUUUAUGAGGCAACGCUUUUGUACGGAAUGUUGGUUGUUGAUGGAAUGUAGUUGUAUAGGUAGUUAGGUGCUAGUCAUGUUAGUGGUUUAUUAUUAUACACGUUUUCCUGGGAAGUUAGUGCGGUGCCCAGUUCUGCUGUGUUCUUUUGAUUUUUCUUUGGCUGUUACCUUGUAUAAUACUGCUUCAACAGGUGGCAUCUUUUAGGUUGGUUACUAUAGUCUUUCACUUCAAGGAUGAAUGGCUUGCUGUUACUCACCUUGAAUGGUGAAGUUUGAAGCACCUCAGUUCUCUUGCACACCAUUUGUUGUCAUGUUUUAUCCUUGCCACUAGAAUUUCUUGCAAUGUGGUGCUGUUAUAGUUUUUUUUUUUUUCCUAGUAAUGAAAGAUUGCAGAUGUAACUUGUUGUUUCAGCUUAAUGCCAAGAUUUCGUGUGUCUACUCGGGUAACCAGCUUCACUUAGGUUGAACCUUUGCCAACCAUCUGCAGCUAUUUGUGGCUAGCUGGCGCACAAUAGCAGAUGGGGUUUACUGCACGUCUUGUUUAGCGCACAGCUUUUAAGGUAGAAAUGUUAAGGCGACUAUAUUUUUUUGGUGGCUCUUAAGCUAGAUUUCAGGCAUUUAUUUGCCCAGUAAUUUUUGUAGAUUCUUUAAUUGCACCGUUUUUUCGUGGUAACUUUAAGCUAAGAUAUGAUUAUUGAUGUUGGUAAAGCACGGUGUGAUGUAGUGAUAAAAUAGUUAUAAAGAUGUCAAUUAUUUUUUGUGCCAUUUUAUGUGUACCCCACUCACCCAUUUCUCAUCUUAUUUUCCAAAUAACAUUUGACAUGCAAUGCAUUUUGAACCAUGCUACAAUCACUGGUUUAAUUCAUGUGCUGUCUUCCCACAGCAGACUUGCAAAGCGUUAAACGUGUGUUCAAAGAGUCCCUACGAGAUGGCUCAGCAUGCCAAGAAAAGAGAAAGGAUAAAUACUCUAUUGUAACUGACACGUGCUUCUGGCAGGUGCUACCCAACAUGUAACUGGAACCAACUUUGCAUGUUCAGCAUUGCCCAACGCGUAAAGAUUGCACAAUGUCACGUGGGGAACAUACCUAACCUGCGACUGCAGGCAGUAGCUCAUCAUUUGAUAUAAUGGGGUCCCAGGCUUGGAGUGCUUUUUGUAACACACAUACAGUCGAAGCAAUAGACAGUUUUAGUUUAAUGUUAGCGUAAUAGCGGGUUUAAGGGAAAUAGUGUUACCAUUCCGCAAACGAACUUUGCAGAAAGCAAGAUUUAGUAUAGUGUGAUAGCGUAGUUUACUUGUGGGAUGCUAUACCACUGCUUUAAAUUUCACAUACAUUGUACACCUAAAAGAUUCUAUCUGUUCACCAUGCUUUGCGUGUGUGCCUGAAAAGUGCAUGAGGCAGUGCUGUGAAAGUUGGGAGCGUGUUGUAGUUGUACUUUCUACGUCUGCUGAUCCGCAAUGAAAUCAGGACAAGCUGUCAACCAUGGCCUCCAAGACCUUCUGAUCUCAGAGGCUGUCGCGUCUAUCUCCCAACUUCGUCAAUAGAUGGCACUGUCAUCCAAUAAGUUUCUUUCUUUAGGCUUUGAAGUGUUCGAAACGAGAAACGAUCUCAAAAACUCCGCAAGGCGAUCCAUAAUACUCUGUCGUCAGAGAGUCCCAAGACUAAGCGAAAGCUGUUUACAGUCAUUUGCUAUGAACAAGUGAAUUCUACAAAGGCAACGCCAAAUUCACUUCGAAGCAGCCAGCUGGGACCGCCAGCACGUUUUACGUAAAUGACAUAAACCACGUAGUGACAGUAACAUGAAAUUUGAGAAAUAGCAUGCAUAUGCUAAACACUAUAGCUUAUUCAGCAUUCUGUGCAUGUGCAUUUCGAUCCCGCUAUUCCGCUAAGCCCACUAUUCCACUAAGGAUGCUAAACUAAAGCUGUCUAAUACUGUACCUGCUUGGCUGGGCAUUAAGAAAGUUGGAUGUGUGAUGGCGUCAUGGCAUAUAAAUAAAAUACAGUGGUGCCUUGCAGAACGAACUUAAUUCAUUCUGGGGCUGGGCUUGUUCUGUGAGAGGUUCGUUCUCUGGGAACUGUACCCACUUUGUGGUAUUAUCUAACCUCUUUCACCCAGUGACCCAAGUUGUCUACUAGCUUGGGCCUCUAGGUAUGUGGUGGCUGCUGUUUGCCAAGCAGGCAUGGGUCACUGGAUAUGUACCUAAAUGGACAUCUUCGGCACUGUGUAUCUGGUAUUAGUAUGUGCCCAUUCUUGGCCAAUCCCCCAGAAUGGAUGUGUCAAGGUGACACAAAGGGGACAGAGCCUAAAAUAUAUUGAAGUGAUAGCACCCCAUUCACAACAAACACAUCUUCAUUGAGCACGGACGCUUGAUGAAGAGCCAUUGCAACGAAGUUGCAUCCAGGGUAUACUACAGAGCUCCAACUGGGGAGCAGUAAUUACAGCAAGGUAUACCGUGUCAUGGUAUCAUUUGGCAUUGCGGUUAUCAGCGAGAUUGCCACUUUGUGUGUCUACGGUGGCAAUACUGUGUGUCAUUACAUUGCUUUAAUGCUAAUUGCAUUGAUAUUUAAAUUCAUCGUGAGAUGGGUCCUGCCAUAAUUUUUUUUCCAUUGACUAUAGGAAACCUAUUAAUUGGCUCAUGGAACUUGGGAGCUUGGUUAUUUAUGUGAAAACCAAAAAUUGUUACAACAUGUUAAAAAAAAAUUGUCAGUGUAUUUACCAAGGAUGGAGGACAUUCACGACGAGAUCGAGAAAGGGUGACAUCCAGCUUAGUGUUUACAGCCAUCUGCUAUUUAGAAAUGCUCUUCACUUCUGAGUUCAUGUCUCUCAGCUAGAUGAGGCAGAAGGCACUGCUGUGAAAAAUGUUCUCCUGUCUUUGUCAUAGCUUUUUUUUAAAGGUUCAGAAUGAUAUAAGUCACCUACGCAUUUCUCAAGAUGAGAGGAGAGUGACGUGAGAACCUGGCUAGGUGAGGGAAAAUAGUGGCUCAGGAUGAAGGAGGCCCAGAAAGCACAUAGGCACAUCUGUGUGCGGAUAUGUCUAGUUCGUACAGAGGAACCGUGUUCACUCUGCAAAAUGUUUGCUGAGCGAGGCACCACUGUUCUAUUACCUCUUGUUGGGCUCAUGUCACAAGUUGGUCGUGUACGAAACAUUGCACCAGGCACGUACCCAGUGGGGGUGGAGCCCCCCCUCCCCCCCCUCCCGAAAUUAAACGGCAUACCCCCUACCCCCGCGCAUGCCACUACUAUUCACCAAUAUUCCUGAAGUGCUGGCACAACAAUUUUGAAACUUGACAGCUAUUCAGCGGUCAACAAUAGGCUGCUGUUACAGUAUUAUUAUGGCCGAGGCGUGGAAGCGAUCACUGAUCAGGCCAAGGGAAAGGCCACGGAACUGGGGGCAUGAAACGGGUUGAUAUUCUCCCAGCUAAAAAAUGGUUGAAUGUUUUCGCCUUUCUCAUUAUUUCAAUGUUUGUUUCAAAAUCUGCUGGACAGGCCCCACUGAUAUCUUUUCAACGUUCUACGUUUCACAGCCAUCCCCCAAAAUAAAAAAAUUUCAAUCAGACCCUGCAGUAACCAUUGAACCCAUAAGCACUAUGAUUGUCACCUAUUACCUCGUCUGGUUUCUUCUUUUUUGUUCCCCCCCCCCCCUACUUGUACAGCACUUUUCAUGCAAAAUUGGCAACGGGAGAGAAGAGUCUCAAGAAGUUGAAAAAUUAAGCGAUCUACUAAAGGAGUGUGCCGAGGCAACAGCCAAACAGUAAGGAAAAUCAAAAAUUAACAAAUUGAACCAUUGUUAGUGGAAAUAUUUAUGCUCGAAAAUCCUUUUAUUUAAAAAGGAAAUAGAGAAAAUGCCGCCGGAAGGGGAGAAUGGUUCCCUGUAGAUUGGAUGACACUUCUACAGUUAUCAUUCAAGCUGCCUGACGUAGCUACUUCUCUGCUGUGCUUAUACAGAUGUUUUUCUAACCUACCGCGGGGGCGCAGUACGUCUAGAACCGCAGCGCCCUGCGCUCUACGCGGUUGUACAGAACUGGCAGCCACGCUUCAUUACACAACUUCCCAAAGAACAAUACAAGUCGGUUUUGGCACCUAACUUGGAGCAGUAAACGAGGGAUACAAAAGAACUGUGAUUGUUCCGGAAAUAUAUCUAUCUCGAUAAUUCUUCCAGAGCUAAUUAGAAAAACACUACUAGAAAUCUUCAUCUUAUGCUUUCGUUUAUUUACUUGUUCUUGGCUGUGCCCUUCCUGCAUGAGUCAAAUUGAUGUGAUUCCUUGUUUGCCAAGUAAUGGAUAUGUGUAUAUCACAGGCGUACUUGUGAUAUACACCUUAUUUCAUUUCUCUUUUGCAGGUUUACGUGCCUUUAUAGCAAAUGGUAGGAAUUAUUAACGUUUGUACUAGUAAAAGUACAACCCCCCCCCCCCCCCCUUCUCAUUCGCAUAGAAAAGUUACCCUGGGUGUAGCCCCCCCCCCCCCCUCCUCCUCCUCCUAAAAAAAAAAAUCCUGGGUACGUGCCUACAUUAGUGCUUCGAUUUUUAUUAUGAGAGGCCAAGUCCAUGUAACCUUUUUCGAAGGCCUGAUAUUUCUAGGCUUGCAGUGGAGGAAAAGCUAAAGGUGUGAGCCCUGAAAACGUGGCCGGUAUUGCCCUUUACUGUGCUGGGAAGCCAGGGAGGGUGACUUGCAGUUUUGUCACACAUAUGCACUCUCCUUUGCUUUUGUUUUUUUUAAUAAAUUUGAUCAGCCCUCAUGCACUCUAAACCUACUGUGUUGUUCCAGUUAACAUUUGCUGGUCUGGUUAGCUCCUUACUUAAAUACCUUGUGGGCAUUAAAAUGUGGAUGGGUGUUAAGAUAUAUAGUCUUGCAAAUUGCUUGUAAAAACAGGUGACUGACGCACACUUCUUGAUUGCCAGGCUGCAUUUUAGGUAUGGUCAUGGCAAGCCAUAUACAUGCACAAGCUUGAAUUUAAAGGGUUGCCUUUUGUCAAGCAUCAAUGCUUUUUCUGCUCUGUCAUAGGGUAUCAUUGCAAGCAUUUCGAGCAAAAACUGCAAGUAGUGAUGUGAAUGAAAGUAUGGAAGUAGGAAAUGUAUCCUGGAGUUGUUGCAAUAUCAUGAUGGGGAUAAAUAAACUGUUUUAUGCUCA